AUGAUGUCAUCCAAGCCAACAGCCUACCUCAGAAUAUGUGAAACCAAACCUAAUCCUUACCCACCAAGCUACUCUAUGGCUCCUGGGUCUCAACAACCUCUGAGUUUCAUCAGCCUAGGAAACCAAGCGCAGAGUGGUCAGCCUGCCUUCAUCACUUCUCCAGGAACCUUCACCAACAGUCGGCAGGGUCCAGGAAAUAUACAAAUGGUAAAUUCAGCUAGAGGAGAAGCAGCUACCAACUUUAAAGAGAAGGUUCUACCAGGAGAAAGGAAGGCCAGUAUUAACCCAGAUCUAACUGCUCCUCAUCAAAAUGAUGGCAAGGAUGAGGGUGGGAAGCUUAUAGCCAGAUGCUUGAAUUGCUGCUCUGGAGAAGAGGCAAUCCAGAUCAUGAUUGGAUUGAUGCACACUGACUUCGAAAUUAUUUUGGGUUUAAUGGCCUCCAUUUAUAACCAAGUUUUGGGUUUUGCUUCCUUGUCUUUUACUGGCGGAUAUCCAUUCUGGGGCGACCUCUCUUUCACUAUUACUGGAGCACUCUCUAUUUCGGCAUCCAAGCAGUUUUCCCCUUGUCUGAUAAAAGGCAACCUAGGAAUGAACAUUGUUAAUUCUGUCUUUGCCUUCAUUGGGGUGAUUCUGUUGCUGGUGGAUGUGAGCAUUAAUGGGCUGCCUAAUCAAGACUACUGGGCAGUGCUUGCUGGGAAAGGAAUUUCAGCCAUGCUGAUCAUCUUCUCUCUUUAGGAGUUUUGCAUAACUUGUGUCACAGCCCAUUUUGCCAGCCAAGCAAUCACCAACACCAAUGGGUCUGUCCUGGCUAUUCCAAUUGUGUAUGCAAAUAGUCCCUUGACCACAGGGUGGUCCUCAGUUCCUCCCAGAAAUGAUGGCCACCAAGCUCACACCACCUAA
Molecule: messenger RNA, 900 nt
Organism: Balaenoptera ricei (Rice's whale)
Lineage: Eukaryota; Metazoa; Chordata; Mammalia; Artiodactyla; Balaenopteridae
Product: membrane-spanning 4-domains subfamily A member 12-like
Exons: 7
Biological process (GO): cell surface receptor signaling pathway
Cellular component (GO): plasma membrane
Source: RefSeq, a predicted model, not a curated record